Messenger RNA from Pelobates fuscus (common spadefoot toad), 738 nucleotides. It is a transcript of the gene RPL18, whose product is annotated as ribosomal protein L18. The coding region runs from base 103 to 669 and encodes 188 amino acids. Gene Ontology annotation, biological process: translation. Gene Ontology annotation, cellular component: cytosolic large ribosomal subunit; ribosome. The transcript has 7 exons. Gene Ontology annotation, molecular function: structural constituent of ribosome; RNA binding. The record is from RefSeq and is a predicted model, not a curated record. NCBI's taxonomy places the organism in Eukaryota, Metazoa, Chordata, Amphibia, Anura, Pelobatidae.
GCAAGUCUCACCUUCCUGUCUCCGUGUCUUCCCAUAAGCCUCGGCGGACGGCCCACCCCCUUCCUUUCCCAACCGAGAAGCCGCUGCUGCCGGAGCGCCAUCAUGGGAGUAGAUAUCCGUCAUAAUAAAGACCGCAAAGUGCGGCGAAAGGAGCCAAAGAGCCAGGAUAUCUAUCUGAGACUUCUGGUUAAGCUUUACCGUUUCUUGGCCCGGCGUACCAACUCUAACUUCAACAAAGUAGUACUGAGGCGUCUCUUCAUGAGCCGCACAAACAGGCCACCAAUGUCUCUUUCUCGCUUGAUUCGCAAAAUGAGGAUGUCUGGACGUGAAAAUAAGACUGCAGUGGUUGUUGGAUGCAUUACAGAUGAUGUUCGAAUUCAAGACAUCCCCAAACUUAAGGUGUGCGCUCUUAAGGUGACCGGCGGUGCACGUAGGCGUAUUUUGAAGUCUGGAGGACAGAUCUUGACAUUUGACCAGCUGGCCCUUGCUGCCCCCAAAGGCCAGAACACUGUCCUGCUCUCCGGACCUCGUAAGGCACGUGAGGUGUACAGGCAUUUUGGCAAAGCCCCUGGUACUCCACAUAGUCACACCAAGCCCUACAUUCGCUCCAAGGGUAGAAAAUUUGAGCGUGCCAGAGGACGCAGAGCCAGCAGAGGAUACAAGAACUAAAGUGGUUGUCUAUGCUUUGUACACAAUAAAAAAAAACUGUUUAACUGUUUCACGACCAAUUCAAUCUAA